Messenger RNA from Didymodactylos carnosus, 1253 nucleotides. Lineage: Eukaryota; Metazoa; Rotifera; Eurotatoria; Philodinida; Philodinidae. The record is from the annotation of a GenBank genome assembly.
GCUCAAGUGAAUGAAUAAGAAAUUCAUGCGCUUGGGGACAGUUCUUGAGGAAUGCGUACGACAGAAAAAGCCAACUAGAGCAAUGAAAAACAGAAUCGGAAAAAUAAAAACUUUUGCUAUACUAUCAGUCGUCUAAUGUGACAUUGGGCUUGGCGCUGCAUGCCGCGUUGAUUAUGUAUUGUAUGCAGAAUCUCGCAUAAGCCGAGAAGUCUAUUCGAGUUAAAUAACUAAUAAUUGUUAGAUAAUUAUCUUUGUUAUCUCUAUACUAUCCACCUGGAUGUGAAAAUAUUCUGAACUAUAUAUAAAAAAAAGUUGUUUUUACCAAGCUCAAAUCAACAAUCUGAGCAUCAACAAUCGCUUUCUUCUUGCAGGACAGAUCGUAUUUUAUUGGAUAAUUUUAUGCGUCAUAUGUAAAUCAAGUUAGGAUAAUGAUAAAUGAAAGUAGUAAUGCUUCGAAUCUCUUUCCCACGAAUGGUGGUAAUUAUUUAACAGAUUUAAAAUUUCACAAAUUUCAAAAUAUAUAUGGUCAAAUUUCCACAAUAAAAAUUAACUGGCAGUUAUACCAGACAAAUAUUGAUAAUGCUAGCGACAAACAAAUCGAAAUACUUAUUAACCAAAAGCAUAAUUAUCCAAAAUUGCAAGAUGCCCUAAAAUUGAUGAAAGCUGGAGAUGAAAAUAAAUUGUUUCUGAAUAUAAUUAUUGAAGAUAACAAUGCUAAUAACUAUGCUCAUGUUCUUAUAGCACAUCGGAAAGUUGGGAAAUGCAGAGAUAUAUGUUUAUACCAGAUUAAACAAAGCAAAGCAUUUAACAUGGUGGGCGUAGUUGCAUGCACAGCAAUAACAAGUGUAGCAUAUUCUACAAGUCCGUGGUAUGCAGUUGCUGCUAUAUUGACAAAAUUAGCAUUAGAUUUUCAGAUUAGUCAGGCAGAUACUAGAAUUAUUCAUGUUCUUAAAACUUUGGAAGAAACCAAUAUUAUAAGAAUUACUUCAGAUGAAAUAAUAUUAAACGGAUACGAACCUGCUUCAGAUGACAAGACGCAAUCAGAUAAGUGUAUAACUAAAGCAACCGUAAAAAGCAACUGUAUAUCGUUUAAUAAUGCACAGCCUAUGCGACGUACACAGGCAAAGAACAAGGAACAGCAUCCGUGCGAGAAACUAGAAGAACAAUUGAAGAGUUUAGAGGAAAAACACCAGUAUGGUGCACCAUUGAAAAAAAAGAAACAGUUCUGCGAUUGUUCCUGCGUGGUUCAAUAG